Mytilus trossulus (common blue mussel) is the source of this 8396-nucleotide messenger RNA. RefSeq names its product terminal nucleotidyltransferase 5C-like. The transcript is spliced from 3 exons. The record is from RefSeq and is a predicted model, not a curated record. Gene Ontology annotation, biological process: mRNA stabilization. Bases 216 to 1427 code for a protein of 403 amino acids. Lineage: Eukaryota; Metazoa; Mollusca; Bivalvia; Mytilida; Mytilidae. Gene Ontology annotation, molecular function: RNA binding; poly(A) RNA polymerase activity.
AUUGAUCGAUUGAAAAUUGAAUAUUUUGCGUAGGAGAAAAUUCACUGAUCAGUAUUCAUUGAUACAAUUUUCUAUGAAUGACAGAAGAUCAACCUGUUUCUAUCUGGAAGCACGCAUUUUCAACAGCUGUCGUUAAAAAUUUCUGAAGGUAUACAACAUAUUGAGGAUUUCCUGGUCAAAAUUCUGAGUUGGAAAUUAUAAAGUGACACUUGAAAAUGGGUUGUGAAAACCGUUUUCAGGUUUUGUGUUAUGAACAAGUUUUGCGGUUGCACGAAGUUAUGGAGGAUGUGAUUCCAAUCCACGGACGGGGAAAUUUUCCAACUUUGGAUAUUAAGUUGAAGGAUUUGGUUAAAGCAGUAAGAGAGAAACUGCUUAAAGAAGGUGUAACGAUAAAAGACAUUAGAUUAAACGGAGGUGCAGCAAGUUACAUUUUUGGUACCGAAACCGUAAAAUCCUACAAUGACUUGGAUUUGAUUUUCGGUGUGGAUCUAACAAAUCAUAACGAGCUUCAGAAGAUAAAAAAUUGCGUUCUUGGUUGUCUCUUGGAUUAUUUGCCAGAUGGAGUUAACAAAGAAAAAAUGAGCAGUUGCAGUUUGAAGGAAGCAUAUGUUCAGAAAAUGGUAAAAGUUUGUAAUGAACGCGGUGAUAGAUGGAGCUUAAUUUCACUUUCCAACAACAAGGGUAAAAAUGUGGAGUUAAAAUUUGUUGAUGCUAUGAAAAGGCAGUUUGAAUUCAGUGUAGACUCAUUUCAGAUCAUUUUGGAUAGUUUAUUAACUUUCUAUGAGAUUUCGUCCGCGCCCAUGAGCGAACACUUCUAUCCCACUCUUGUUGCAGAAAGUGUAUAUGGUGACUUUUCAGAAGCUUGGGUUCAUUUGAAUAAGAAACAGAUAGCAACCCGCAAUCCUGAAGAAAUAAGAGGAGGUGGUCUUUUGAAGUAUUGCAAUUUAUUGGUGCGGAGCUACACGCCAGCUGAAAAUGUAAACUGUCAAGCUAUGGAAAAGUACAUGUGUUCUCGGUUUUUCAUCGAUUUCAGUGAUUUAAAUCAGCAGAGACAGAAACUUGAGUCGUAUCUAAAUAAUCAUUUUAGUGGUGAAGAAAAUUUGAAACAUGAAUAUCUACUGACGCUUUAUCGAGUCGUCGAUGAAAGUACCAUAUGUUUGAUGGGACAUGAACGCAGACAGACUCUAAAUCUUAUCCACCAACUUGCCUGUGAAGUUCUUAUGGAACAGGAGAGAAAAGCACAUGCAAAAUAUCUUGAAAUGCAACAUUUCGACCAACUGAGCAAUUUGACAAUUGACCAAGUGUACUUUCAUAGUCCUCUAAAUUCUGAUGGAUGCCAGUAUUACAGUUACUUUCCAAAUGUUUAUCAAGUGAAUGGAUCAUCAAACUGUCCUCUAUGUCCAUCUUCGUUUCUACAGUGCUCAUAGUGAAUUUGGAAUGUGUCGUGACGAAUGGAGAUUGUUUGGAGACAUUUAAUUCAAAGGGAUGUAUUAAAACUACAAAAAUAUUUGCAAAGGAUUUAUACACCUUUAGAAUUUCAAUGUGGAUUAAUUGAUUAGUUUGGUCUGAAAGAUUUAUUAAGUAAAAAAAAUAUGUAAAACUGUAUGAAGAGACGAAAGGUGAAUGAAAACAAACAAAUAACUGCAAAAAAUAUUAAUUGGAUGUCAUAAUUUUUUUGUGGGUGAAUACAAGUUUGUGUCAGAGAACAUGAUAAAGAUUUUUUUGUGUGUAUUUGAUGUGAAAAUGAGAUUUAUUGGUGAAUGAUUUGACAGAUUUGGUGUAGCAAACAUUAAAUGUUACAUCUAUGUACAUGUAGUCUUUCAUUUAUUUGUCCUAUUAUGACAUCUUGUUUAUGUCUUUGUAUUAUUAUGUUAAGAACAUCUAUAUAUAUGCGUGUGUAAUUUUUCGCUCAAAUUUUGACUGAAAUUGGUCAACUACAGCAAAAAGAUUUUAUUGACUUGUUUAUUCAGUAAUUACAUCAUGUAUAUUUUUAUUAUUUACAGUUAUUAUUAAUGUGGUACAUAUAUAUGUACAAUGUUUACAAUAAAUUGCUUUUUUUGACUCUCAAUGAUACUACAGGUGUCGAUCCUCUCCAUGUAUCACAAGAUUAGAUUGAAUAAACUUCAGUGUAAAAACAUACCAAAAAUUAAAUGCUAAAAGUACAUGUUAUGUUUAAUAUGUACCGUUAAAAAAAAUAAUAAAAAGUGUGAAUGUUCAACAUGUUUAAUUUGGUAUGUCUCAUUUUUCAUUAGAAUAAAAUUGUAAAAAUGGAAAAAAUUAACAAGAAAAAAGAGAGGGACCAUAUACAUGGUCAUAGUGUAUAUUUUGUAAAUUAAGAGAACAGUGACAGAUUUCAGGUGAUGUUAGUAUAAAAAAGGGGGGGAUCUAAGAUGUAAUAGGUACUUCAUGUAAGGUACAAAAAUGUAUUUCAGAAUGUUUUUGUUUGUGUUGGAGCAACCAUCUUGUACGUGUACAAUGUAUGUUAUAAAUAUGGUCCUGUACAUUUGUACAUGUAGUCCCCCAAGAAGUUUUUUCUUUGGUAAAAGAUCUUGACUUUGUAAAUAAUAUAAAUAUAUAUAUAUACAUUUAAGAAUUUUCUGGUGCUGUCUUUAGCAAUAAAAUAUGUUGCCUUCUUUAAACAAAAUGGAAUAGUUCUAGAACAAAAGUAAAUGUGAUAGACACAAAAUGAUACCAUUAACAUUGAUUAAGAAGUAUUAGCUUUGACAGUCCUUUAAAAAUUGGAAAAAUUGAUUUUUAUCCUUGUAGAAAUGUACAUUAUGAUCAUCACAAGUGAUUAUUAACCUCCUAUUAUUGAAUAUUUAGGAAUAGUUGGAAUAAAGUUAAAUGAAAGUGAUAAUGACAAAUGUGCAAAAUUCUAUGAUGCUGCUACUUAACAUAAAUAGCAAAAUAAAAAAAUGGUGUAGUUUCUCUUUCCAAUAAGUAUGACGUAAAUUUGAGAAUAUAAAAUGAAUUCGUUGAAAUUCAGUAAUUAUAUUUUGCUUCAAAAACAUACAGUGCAUGUCAAUUGUAAAUGUAAUACCUAUAUUUAAAAACAACCUUGAUUGCAUUAAAUUGUUGAGAAAUCUUUAGAUGGAUUCAAUGUUAUUUAACUAAAUAAAUUUUUAGUUACAUGAAUUAAAUCUUUUACCUCAAAAGAAUAACACCUAUAAAGUCAUUCAGCGUGUAAGGUUGAAGUAAGAGAUUAGACCAAAGUGUUACCAGGUGUCAAGAUAGAUAAACAAAUAGUUGAUCAUAAUGUAUUUUCAUUGAAUUUAUGCAAACUGUGAUAUUUUAUUGGUAUCGUGUUGCAAUAUAUUACAAGCAGUGUUUUUUACUGUGUUAAAUGUAUUAUACUUGUUGAUAUCGUAUAGAUCAUGAUCGUUUUUUUGUUUGUUGAAUAUUUGUCUGUUGCAUAGACAUGAUAGACUUGAACAUUGUACUAAUCAAUGAAAUGCAUCAUCAAUUCUAUUAUCAUACUUAUUUAUUAUAAUAAAGUCUUCAUGACCCUAUAUGACAGAAUCUCCUAAUUUAUCGGACUUUGAUCCAAACAAAAGAUUGCAGAGAUUUAGCCUCUUGUUGCAACUUGCCAUGUUUAAUGAUGUAGGUAUUGGAAUUUUGAAAUUGGGAUUUUUAGAAAAUGCUACUGUGAAUGUUAAAGGUCAAAUUAAAUAUAUAUGUUAAAAAUAACUAUUAAGUCGUGAUCAGUUGGUUUGAAUGUCUUGACAAAUAAUUUGGAAGGUGGGGUGGGGGUUUAGAGCUCAUGAUAUAUAUACCAUACCACCAUGACCACUUACAAGCGUAAAAAUAAAAAAUAAAAUACAUGUUUGUACUGAUAUUUCUAAGCUACUGAACAAAAUUUUAUUUAAAGUUAUCAAAAUUAUUGAUUUGACAUUGAACUUUUCAGUAAACUAAAAGAAAUUUGUGUUAUUUGUUGUUAUUAAUCCAAGCUGCAUAAACUAGGCUUCAAACUUUCACAUUCAUCAGGAAAUAAGCAACACAUUGUUGAUCCAAACCUCAUGAUUACAGUUUAUGGAUAUGAAUUACAAUAUUUGGUAAAAAAGCAUGACAAAGGUAUGGUCUAUGAGAGUUCAAAGAAUAUAUAAAGAGUAGUGAUAGAAUUGAUGGUGUAUUUGUAGCAUCUUUUAUGAGGCUUUCAGGACGUUUGUGUCGUUUAUAAUGAUGGAUUAUAGUAGAUUAAACACCUUGUCAGUAACUGCCUUGGGAACAACAUGUAAAUGUUACCUGUACUAUUUUUUAUCUUCAAAACUUUUUCUGGUCAGAUAUCUUUGUAAAUUUGGUUUUGUGUCAACAAUUGUCCUUUAUUGAAAAUAUAAUAAAUGUACUGAACACGUACAUGUUCUAAAUCUUAAUCAACAUGUAUCUACAAGAUUUCAAAUUGAAUUUUGUAUGUAGCUUUUAAAGAUUUCAAUCUUCAAAUGUUUUUUCUGGUCAGAUAUACAUGCAUCUAUGUAAAUUUGUUUAAAGUCAACAAUCGUUCCUUAUUGAAAAUAUAAAUGUACUGAAUAAGUACAUGUACAUUGUAUCUACAAAUAGUAGCUUAUAAAGUAGCUUUUAAAUUUUUAUUUUCAAAAGUUUUUCUGGUCAGAUACAUGUACUGUGAUACAUGUAUCUUUGUAAAAAUAAAAUUGAGAUAAUAAUUGUCCAUUAUUGAAUACUGAACUUGUACAUGUUAAAAAUCGACAUGAAUAAAAGAGAAAGUUGGAUCAAAAUGUUUGAGUUAAAGAUUAUGAUGUCAAUGAUGAUCAAUAAAAUAUAUCCUUUUUAUUCUCACAUGAUAUACAUAAAAAUAUUUUCCUACAUUCAGUUGACUAAAUGGUUUUAGUAGGUUUAAAAUUUUGGUAUAUAAUAAAGCAUGAUAGCUUCCCAUGUUUUGUAAUCUCUCAUAACAUUUUACAAAUUAUGUUCAUGGCCCAUUUAAAUUUACUUGAAGAAAGGUUUUAAUCAGUAUUAAAAUAACAGUGACAUUGGUAAGCUAAUGUGGCUCACAUCCAAUUUAAAGUUUUUAAUAGACAACCUUGGAAUUUAAUGUAAAUUGUCCUACAAGGAAUACAUUCAGAUUUACGAGGCAUAAAUUAAUAUUUUUACAGGUGGAAUUUCAAUGCAAGCAUUGUAGUUUGAAAUCAUUAAAAUCUGAUGUAGAUUAUUAUUACAUGUUAUGAUGUAGGUCCAAUAUGCUUGUACCAUAAACAUUUUAUCAAGACCUGGGGACAAUGUGUUUAUACAUGUAUACUGCACCUGGUAACAGCUGGCCGGUGGUCUUUGCUAGUUUAUUUUAUUGAACUAUCACAGAUUUUGUGGCAUGCUUAUGUCCUGUUUUUCUGACCACUACCUUUGAAAAAAUAUUUCAGAUUUGUUAUUUUUUCACCCAACAUUUCCUUUUGCAUUUUUUGAUAAAGGGCCUUAAAAACUUUCGUACCUGUCCAGUACAAAGUUUUAUUGUUAGAAUAUCUUUAUACAGAACAUGCCCCCUAAAUAUAGAAAAAAAGGUAAAGCCUUAAUGAAAUCGGUCUCCUGCAAUUGCUGUUUUAACGAGGCCAGGGCAACAGAUCUUUUUCUACUUAUAUUUAGUUCGGCAACUUUUUCAUUGUUUAUUUGCUUGGGUGGAACAUGAAUCAUUCUUUCUGAAUUUGAUAGCAACAUGUAUGUGUAUCCACACUUUUGUGUAACAAGGCAUACAUAGAGUUAAUUAUGAAUUCUGUCAAUUACAUGUACACACUUGUAACUAUUCAUCAGGGAUAUAUGUAGAUAAUUGAUUCCACAUGAUGUUAUUAUCAACACAGUGCAGUUACAUAAAUGACAUAGCUACACUAGAAACAAAUUAUUUCACAUUUUGCUUUGACUAGCGCUCCUUCCUCAUACUGGGACUUUAAAUAUGAUUGCACUUUAAAUCAAAGUUGGCUGGGGGAGCUAUUCAGGAUAUAAUUCUGUUAGAGAAACUUAGUAUAACCUUUUCCUAUGUUCAGGGUAGCAAUUAUUUAAUUGAUAAUAAAAGUAAAUGAAUAUAAAUAGAAUGGAUUUAAAUUUUGCUCCAUACUCUCAGCUGGAUCCACAUUGCCUUUUGCAAAUGGUAUUCAUAUAUAUCAUACAAAUUUGCUAUACCUCAAGAUUUCAUCACCAACUAUUUGGGUUAUAAAUACUCUCAGACGUUUUGAAUUUAUUCAUAAAUUCUAUUCAUGAAUAAAUCGUCUGUGACCAUGAUAUUUUCCUGCUCUUUGGGCCUAUGAUUAUUUAAGGAUUAUACAUUAACGACGUAUUGAUGAAGUUGUGACAGCUGGUAGCAUGUAAUUCACAUUCAUUGUUUUCACUCCUUAGAAUACAUUACCAGUCUGAAUACAUGAAAUAGUUUUGUUGUUCUUAUAGUUAGGUACACCAAGGUUACUGACCUUUAAAGGGCUUUUUUAGAUGGGAAGACAAACACUGACCAAAUAAGGGGCGACAUGAAAGAAUCAGUGAAGGAUAAAAAACUUAAUUUAAAAAGUUUGGGGGUUGAGGGUCAAUUUGCUGCAAGUUUUGUAUAAAUUGACAUCGAUUUUACAUACAUCCUUAUUGGUCAAUCAAUUUUUCCCAAAUUAAGUUAAAAGGGGAGGGGGGGGGGGGGGGUCGUGAAAAAACUAUACAUAUGAAUUAAGUUUCUUAUCCUUCAUUGAACUUUUGAUGUCGUCCCUAAUAGAACAAAAGAUUAUUUUUUUUAAUUUGAUUUUAGUCUCUUUAUUUUUUAAUUUGAUACAUUGGACAUUUAGGAACCCUAUGUUAUUCAUAUAAGAAAUUUUGUAGAUGCUUAAUUUAUUUUUAAUCAUUACAGCUUCUCCUUGACCUUUAAGGAUUACAACAGUCCAUUUUUGUAAAAUUUAAUCGGAAAAUAUAAUUGCACGUUUAAUAAGAGCAGAUUCCAAGGUUGUCUGUUAUAAGAUUUUAACUGUCAAGUACAUAUUUAGUUCAUACAGUUACCCAUGCACAAGUAAGCGUAAAAAGGCAGCAGGUUUCACCAAAGGGUUUGAAUAGAAUUUCGUUAUCAUGUACAUGUAUCACUGGCUUACAGAAUGCAUCAACAAUUUCUAGUCUUCAAUUAUCUUGUACAAGGUGUAGGCUCCAAUUUAUAGUAAAAGAAAGCCUUUCUCAUAUAAUACUUGCAUUACUGGUUCAUUUCAACUUUGUAUUAAAAUUUUAACUGUAAGUGGCGCAGAAAAAGAAAGCUGAAAUAGAAAUCAUUUAUCCUCGCUAUCUUUAAUUUUAUUUUUUAAAACACACAAGAAAAAGUGUUGACUUGCCUUGUUUUAGUGAUAGGUGAAGCAAACUAGAAAUAUUGGAUGUUACACAAUAGCCUAUAAUAAAAUUCACAAACAGAUGUUAAUUCUUCCAUUAGGCAUAUUAGGCAUAAUUAAUGAUUUUACAGAAUUUGUCCCUUUUGGUGGUAAUACAAAUGUCAUUGAUGCUGUCUCACACUUUAGAAGUAAAAAAAAAUUUGAGCCUGCCAUGAUAAAUCUAUAUGAUUACGUCACAUUAUUGUCAUUUUUCUUGGUAUUUCAUCAAUCAUUAAAGAGAAAUCCAAGAAAAGUCCAUCUUAAUCUACAUGAUCUACAUUUUUGUUCAAAUUUUUCCGUCAUUAAAUCCCAAUCAUCUUCAUUAUUUAAGCCAGGGAGUUAUUGUAGAAAGUGUAUUAGGGAGAAGUGUUGGUCAGUAUUUUGUUGACAAAUGAACCAACUGUGAAUAUAUUGUAAUAAAAUGAUCUGUAUUGUAUUAAAGAUUGCAAAAACUUCUCCCUUAAUAUUGCAUUAGUCAAAAUUAGAAAUAGUGUCCAAAUUUACUCUGUGUUUAAAUAUACCAUUGAAAGUGCAUUUUUUGCAAGAUAUACUCCAAGGUUCAUUCUACAGCUAAAUCUUAUCUACAUUUUAACUUGAUAAACAACUAUCAAAUUUCAUUCAAAAUUCUAUUAAAAGUUGUUUUUAAAAUGUCCAAAUUACAAUGAGUAUCUUGAUAGACUGAUUUAAAGUCUGAUAACUGCACUAUCAAUGGUAUUUUUAGAUUCAGUGUAUUACAUUUUGUCCUAUUUAUAAGAUUUAUUUCAAUGUAACACUGCAGCCAUGUAAAGGCAGUUAGAAUGGUAAUUAUUGUAAGAUAAGGAUGCCAAAGUUUAUUGUACAGCUUGUGUAUAUUUUUUGUAUUUACAAGAUUUUUUUUCUCUAUUUUUGUGUGAUAAAUGCACAAAUGUUGUUAUAUAACUAUUCUACCAUGAAUGUUGAGAGGCAAGCAGUGUCCCUAUAUAAAAUAUAUAUAUUAUUGUUAAGACUACAAGUUAUAUCAAAAUUUUAAUUUCAUUGCUGGAUGAUUAUCUGUAUUAACACAGAAUUCCAGAAAUAAAAUAUUUUUGAAAACUA